GUAAGGUAUCAGUGUUAGUUAGUUUAAUAUGUUUAUUAUGCACCCCAUACCCAUCCUGUGGGCGGUAGUCAAAAGAUUACAGAGGUACAUAAUGGGUCCAGGGACUGGGCCUCAAAGUUUUGAUAGCUGAGCAAGCUACAGAGGCAAUGAACUCACAAUUUACAAAGGUAAUGAACUCACAAUUUACAAAGGUAAUGAACUCCAGGUAGGUCUAGUCACAAUCAUUACAAGUUACAAAGGUAUUUACAGAUUACAGAGGUACACAAUGGGUCCAGGGACCGGGCUCCAAAGUUUUGAUGGCUGAACUAGGUACAAGGUAAUGAACUCACAAGUUACAAAGGUAAUGAACUCACAAGUUACAAAGGUAAUGAAUACUGUAAGAAUGGUUACUUACGUUUAUACAUGGCUGCAAUCAUGAACAAAUUUUAGAGUAAUGAGCAAUUCACACUUCCACACCCGGUCACAACUGUAGUGAGUUAUUGGUGCAAAUGUUGAUUGCUGAGUCUCUCUCUCUCUCACACACACACACACACACACACACACAUACAGUGGCCCUUUACAACCCCAACAACAAGAUUUUGGCAAAUAAGAGGUGAACGUGCGCGGUCGGCUAUGGUGAAGUGUUCGUCAAUUCCCCGAUGUUUACCUGAACAGAUAAAUAAGAAAGCCUGGAUGCCAUAUAAACACAGUUAUGGCGAAUUCAUUGUUCAGUGGUUCAGUUAGCGCAGCUGUUCCUGGAAAUGCAUCACACGGUGACGCUUUUCUGCCAAAUGGUGAAAAUUGUAUUAAGGAAGAGACUGGGAACUCAGAGGUGGAAAAUGGUGUUCUUGCAGAGGAUAUGAUUAUAGAUAUUAAACAAGAAGUAGAUUUAACGGAAGUAGAUGCAGAUGAGAAAAUAAAAAUUUAUGAGGCUAUUGUGAGAGAACAGAGUGAACAGUAUAAAAGAAUAACAAAUCAAGAAAGUGGACCUCUUAAAAGAAGAAUACUGGUGAAAGGUUUAUCCGUCACGUCGCGCACUAAUUCAAGGAGGAGGAGGAGAACGUUCUCACACAGUGCGCUUGACAAGACCUGCUACAGGGCACAAGAACUGAGAAGAAAGUUUAAACUAGGAUCCAGAUCAUCAGCUAAUGUUAGAUCAGCCUUCGCCUUAGAAAUGCCAGCGCCUCCUAAGUGUCUGUCAAGAUCAUCUCCUGUUAGCCAAUUUGAAAAGGAAUGCUUGUUGGGAAUUGUUAAGGACUUCAUGGAUAUAAUAGCUGACAAGUCUACUAGUUUUGUUGCUACAUCCAGAAAGGCGACAGUGUGGCAGGAUGUUGCAGCACGCUUCAAUGCUGCCACUGGAUAUAGCAAAUCGUCCCAACAAGUUCGGAAGAUCUGGGAAAAUAUGCGCAAUAGAGCCAAGAAAGAAUAUAUACGAGUCAUGCAAGAACAGAAUAAAACUGGGGGACCCCCACCCAUUCCAGUAGAUGCCCUGAGUUGUCAAGUGCUUCCUUUAAUAGAGAGAGAACUGGAGCCUCUAGAGAAUCCAUGGGAUUGUGAUUCUGAUGUGCAUAAUCAAAGCAUUCUUGAAGAGUCUGAUGCUAGUGAUGGCCCAGUUUCCUAUGCUAUUACUACACCAGAGCCUCUCCUUUGUCUUGCGGAUCCGUCAGUAGAACCAGAGUCUAUUGCUGGCUCAUCAGGGGAACCCCAGUGCCAUUCAGGUCCGACUGCAGAACGAGAGCAUCUGAUGGAUACAUUAGCUGUACCUGAAUCACUUGAUGUACCAUCCUCAGAACCUGAGUGCCUUGUGGGUUCCUCAACAGAACCCAAGCCUCCUGCACCUCCAUCUAGUGAACCUGAGGGGCCGCAUGAAAGUUUUGCAACUGUAACUGAUGAUAGUCCAGCACAAGUUGUUCCUGUGCAGAGGGUGAGGUCCACCAGGAAAAGAAAAUCAUGGUCCUCAUCAAGAUCCAAAGAAGAUGCCUAUGACACAGCAUUAAGGUCGGCAGAUGAGCGUAACAAGAAGCGAAUGGAGAUGGACCAAGCCCUACAUGAGCAACAGAUGCGUUUAGUGGAGAUGCAACUGGCAUACUUGGAGGAGUAUCAUAAAAAACAGUUGGAUAUCCUUGGAUUGCAAAGACAGUAUUGGGAAAAAAAGUCCAAAAAGGAAUAAGUGACCAUAUUAUGGAAGGGGUAUUAAUAAAUUUAAUUGUAGAUAUUAUCUAUUUUAAUUAUAUUUUUAAUUUAAAUGCAUGCCUUUUCUCUUUUUUACCAAGAUCUGUCUCGUACUCUAAAUGUGAUAAUAAAAGUAAGUUUCAAACAAU
This is a messenger RNA of Cherax quadricarinatus, 2300 nucleotides long. Its product is annotated as myb/SANT-like DNA-binding domain-containing protein 3. The record is from RefSeq and is a predicted model, not a curated record. Lineage: Eukaryota; Metazoa; Arthropoda; Malacostraca; Decapoda; Parastacidae.